Molecule: messenger RNA, 1608 nt
Organism: Rhopalosiphum padi (bird cherry-oat aphid)
Lineage: Eukaryota; Metazoa; Arthropoda; Insecta; Hemiptera; Aphididae
Product: piggyBac transposable element-derived protein 4-like
Exons: 2
Coding region: 1-1608 (535 amino acids)
Source: RefSeq, a predicted model, not a curated record
AUGGCUAAUAAUUCUAAAAAAGCUAUUGAAGAGUUUUUAGAUGAAAGUUUUGAAGAUGAAUCAGACAUAUCGAAUAUGUAUGAUUCUGAUGCCGACCCGGAAUAUCGACCAGGUGAGAAUAAUACUAAUAUUAAUUUUGCUGGGCCAUCACAAAGCUUACAAUUAACAAGUGCAGACGAUCCAUCAGCCGAUGAAUCGUUUUCCGAAAGCUCAAGUGAUAGCAGCGAUGAUGAACCUGUUGAUAAUAGUAAUUUAAGGGUGAACAAUUAUUUAGACAUUCCAGACUUUGGUUUUAAUAGUGAUUCGAUAGGAAUAAAACUAGAAAUUAAUGAAAGUGCUCAUAAUAAUCCAAUUGAAAUUUUUAAACAAAUUUGGACCGACGAAAUAACUGAAAUAUUUGUAUCUUCUAUUGAUAAAUAUGGUGAAAAUAUGAGUCUCCAAUGUCGUCCUCACAAUAAAGGAAGUAGAUCUACGCAUUUUAAGCCAACAACCUCUGAAGAAGUACAACAUUUUUUGGCAGUGUGUUUGCUUGGAGGUUCCAUCAAAUUUUCGGUUGUUAGAGACAUGUUCUCUAAUAACCCAUUAUAUUAUCAUCCUAUUGCUGGUCACAUUAUGUCAGGACGGAGAUUUGAGAAAUUAUGUAGAUGUUUUAGUGUAGAAUAUGCAAAUGAUACGAAUCCAUUGGUAGGCCCCAUGAAAAAACUUUAUCCAGUAUUUGACAUGUUAAUUCAAAACUUUCAAAAGUCAUAUUUUCCCGAUGAAAAUCUAUCAAUGGAUGAGUCAUUGUUAUUACAUCGAGGUAGAUUGGUAUGGCGUCAACAUAUAAAAGGAAAAAAAGCUAAAUAUGGUAUAAAAUUCUAUGAACUAUGUACUCAUGAUGGUUACGUUUUGAAUGUCGAUAUGUACAAAGAAAAAAAAACCCACACAACUGGUACUCUGAGGUCCAAUCGCAGAGGAAACCCAAAGGAAGUAACCACUAAAAAAUUGAAACGUGGUGAUCAUAUUUGGAGACGCAACAAAAAUGUUUACGUAUCCAAAUGGAAAGACAAACGCGAUGUUUUAUGUUUAACUACUAAAAAUCAUCCAAAAAUUAUACCAUCAAAAAACAAAUACGGCAUACUCAAAAAUAAACCAGCAGAAAUAGUGGACUAUAACAACUGCAUGAGUGGCAUUGACCGCAGUGAUCAAAUGGUCAGCUAUUACUCGUCUCCGAGAAAAUCGGCAAGAUGGUAUAAGAAAGUAUUGUACCAUAUGUUAGACAUUACUACAUGGAAUUCAUAUUUUAUUUACAAAAAACAUUUUAAUACAAAUUUAAGCUUUAAGCAAUUUCGUGAUCAGCUAAUUAAAAAUUUGAUAGGACUUCCAAUGCAAACUACAGCAACAGAUCUAUUUAAAAUUAAAAAAACAAAAAUUCAAGCACCUGAAAACAAUCACUAUGCAGAAAAAAUUCCCAUACCACAAAAUUAUAAAAGACUCACAUACUUUAAAAAUUGCAUUCAGUGUUACAAAACUAAAAUACGAAAACAAACAUCAUUUCAAUGUAAAGUCUGUGGUAAACCUCUUUGUCCUGGGAGAUGUUUUGAAGAAUGGCAUAAUUAUAAUCAAUAA